This is a messenger RNA of Chlamydomonas reinhardtii, 3277 nucleotides long. RefSeq lists its product as uncharacterized. Bases 327 to 2585 code for a protein of 752 amino acids. Gene Ontology annotation, biological process: protein ubiquitination. The record is from RefSeq and is a predicted model, not a curated record. NCBI's taxonomy places the organism in Eukaryota, Viridiplantae, Chlorophyta, Chlorophyceae, Chlamydomonadales, Chlamydomonadaceae. Gene Ontology annotation, molecular function: ubiquitin protein ligase activity. The transcript is spliced from 4 exons.
CAAAUGUGCAAGCUGCGGGCCGCGGCUGUGCUGCAGGCAUUUUGAUUUGGAUCCGGUGACAGUAGUGGAUUCGGAAAGCGGGGGCGAACCAAGGCCAUCGCCGGCACUGUGCGCAAAACACUUCCUGUUAAGGGGCACACCAGGACUGUAGGAUUCUGAAGAGCCUUGGGCGCAACUUUGGGUGUUUCGACCUCGUCGUCUGUAGCUCGACGUCACCGUGGGCUCUUCACCUCGCACACUUUCCACUCCUCGCUUCAAAUUUAAAUCAAAUAACUGGGGCAAGUCCAAUUUACCAACUGCAUAGCAGCAGCUGCAGAGGCAGGGCAAUGACGACCAUAUCGGACGUUUGCGAGUCGAUUUACGACCUGGUCCGGAGGAUCGGCAGUAUAGUGAACAACGAUGACGAUAUACAUGGCGGUGGGAGUGUCAGUGGACUCACUGAACAGGCCCGACUCUUGCAUCGACUCCUGCGACGAUUAGAAGUCGCCAUCUCCGGCUGCGAGCCCUACCUCCGCGGCGUGCGUGUGUGGGGGCCCCUCAAGGAGGUGGACUCGGUGUUGUCGGCGCUGCUGCAGGCGCUGCGCGACGCCGCCUGCAAGGGCCGCCUGGUGGGCUACCUCACCGCCGACCGUGUGCUGGCGCGCUUCACUGCCGCCGCCUGCCGCCUGGACCUGGCGCUGGCGCGGCUGCAGGACGAGACACGCGGCGGCCCCCCCGUACACAGCGGCAGUAGCAGCGGCAGCAGCGGCAGCCUGAGCGGCAGUAGCAGCAGCUUUAGCAGCGGUGGCGCUGGCGCUGGCGGGAAUGGCAACGGCAAUGGCGCGGGGGGCGUGUGGCUACCGGCGGAGGCUCAGGAGGAGCUGGCGAGUGUGCGGCAGCUGCUGCAGCGCGCGCGCUUCGCCCUGCCGCCCGCGCACGGCCACACGCUGGGCCGCUACCGCGCGGCGGCGGACGGGCUGGCUGCCAACUGGGGCGUGCUGCUGGAGGCGUGCGGCGGCGUGCUGCAGGCCACCCUGCAGGCGCCGCUGCUGAGCAGGCGGGUGUUUGAGGAGGCCCUGUCGGAGCUGCAGGCGGAGGCGCAGCUGCAGCAGUACGUGGCGGCGCAGCUGCAGCAGCAGCCCCAGCCCCAGCAGCCCCAGCUCCAGCCCCAGCCCCAGUCCCAACACCGCGCCUGUGCACCGCCGCUACCGCCACCACCACACCCCGCGGCCCGCAGCGCCGCAGGCGGUGUGCCGCCGCCGGGGUCGGCGGCCGCCGCCGCCACGGCCGCCACGGCUGCGGCCGCGGCUCGUGCGGAGCAGGACGCCCAGUACCUGCGUGUGCUGAUGGACGUUGUCCGGGCGCAUCACGCGCACCCCGACUGCGACGCGCCGCUGGAGUUCCUGUGCCCGCUCACACAUCGCCUCAUGCAGGAGCCGGUGCUGCUACACGACACGGGCCACAGCUACGAUCGCUCGGCGCUGGAGGGGUGGUGGGCCGCCGGGCACCGCUUCUGCCCGCGGACAGGCGUGCCGCUGCGGCGCCUCAACACCAGCCCCAACCACAACCUGCGCUCCGCCAUUGAGCGCUGGCAGCUGCACUGCGAGAUGCAGCUCAGCUUCCGGCCUGUGAUCGACACGCUGGUGACACAGCAGCUGCAGCAGCAGAAACAGCAAUGCAACAAGCAGCAGCAGCAGCAGGCACAGCAGCAGCAGCAGGCACAGAAGCAGCUGCACCAGCUGCAGCAGUCGCAAGGCGUGCAGAAGCAGCAGGGGGGCGCGGCGAGCAGCCUGGAGCAGCGGACGGUGGGUCUGGCUGAGCGGCUGCAGCGACUGGCUGUACUGGAGGCGCCGCUGGAGGACGCAGCGCCGGCGCCAAUGCCCGCGCCGGUGCCGGUGCCGGUCCCGGCCGCUGUGGCAGCGGCAGUGGCUGCCCCUGCCGUCCAGGCGGCGACAGCGGGCUGUGUGGGCCCUGCGCCGCCAGGCCCCACGGAGCGGCACCUGCAGCAGCAGCCGCGCCUGCAGUCGCAGCGGAGCGAUGACCAGGAGCUGAGCGCCGGGCUGCUCAGGGCGGCGGCAGCCGUGGUGGCGGCGGCGGCGGCGGGCGCGGGCGGCGGCGCGGGCGUGGGGGCGAGCGCGGUGGGUGCGCAGCACGCGUACUCGUGGGGCGGGGUGCCGCUGGACGUGCGCAUGGCAGCCGCCGUGGGCUCCUCGGACGUGCCGGCGGCGCUGCUGUGCUUCAGCGACGGCGGCGCAGCGUACGGCUGCCUGGGCGCUGCCGGCCGCAGUGGCAGCGCCAGCAGUGUUGCCGACAGCCCGCACCUGGACACGCCGCAGCGCGCCGGCAGCGCGCAGCUGGGAGUGGCAGACUGCGACGUCGGCGGCGCCGAUGUGGCGGCGGCAGCGGCUGUGGGCUAUGGCUCUGGUGCGUGUGGGAGUGGCGCAGUGCUGCGGGGCGGCCCUGCUCAGCAUGGCUUGGUUUCGGCGACAGCAGUGGCAGUGGCGGCGGCGGCGGCCCCGGGCGGGCUGGUGCCUGGGGGCGGCAGCGGCAGCCUCAUUAGCUUCAGCUCGGUAGGCGCGGCAGUGGCGCCGGUGGUAGCAGCUUGAACGGACGUGAUGCCGGGGAAAACAUGGCGUGAUAGAGCGCCGUUGGUGAUUGUUGCACACCGUACACUUAUCGAGGAUACAGGCAUGGUUACUUGCAGGACGAUGAUGUGAUAGUGCAUGGGGCCAUGAUGGGUAGGUCGGUGGAUAGAUGUAGUGAUUAGCUGCGUGCGUCGAGAUUGCGUUAAGAAGCUUGAGAGCAGGACUGUACUUGUGUGCUGGUGAUUGUGGAGCUACCAGUGGGCCACCCCUGCUCGAAGUUGCAGCCCUUUAAAGGAACACUAAUGUCGCGCGUUUCGGACUUCGGUACUCAUGAUGAUGUGUGCUUCUUCAAGACCUCAAGCCGUGAACGGCUGCUAUUGCACGUUGACCGUUGGUAAGGGUGGAGCUGCAGAGUUGGCGGGGCGCUUUGGGGAGCUGCGCACAGCCCCCACCCGACGGACACCAUGCACAUGCAUGUUGGCGUGGCCGUAGGACUCCCUGCCUUGAGCGGUGACACUAGUGAAUUUCACACGUGCAGCGUACUGAAGCAGUGAAGGUGUAACUGAGGGUCGGAUGCAUUUGCAAUCCGAGCCUUUGCGCAUUAACGCGCCUGGCCGCCCUGGCGUCUUACCCCGAGGGCUGUUCCUGAUGAUCAUCACGGGAAUGCCAGAGAUGGCGGCAAGGAAGCCACGAGGCCAUUCCCUCUCCCUAUG